This is a messenger RNA of Microplitis demolitor, 1379 nucleotides long. RefSeq names its product enhancer of split mbeta protein. Gene Ontology annotation, molecular function: protein dimerization activity; DNA-binding transcription factor activity, RNA polymerase II-specific; RNA polymerase II cis-regulatory region sequence-specific DNA binding. Lineage: Eukaryota; Metazoa; Arthropoda; Insecta; Hymenoptera; Braconidae. Gene Ontology annotation, biological process: regulation of neurogenesis; anterior/posterior pattern specification; regulation of transcription by RNA polymerase II. Gene Ontology annotation, cellular component: nucleus. The transcript has a single exon. Bases 244 to 882 code for a protein of 212 amino acids. The record is from RefSeq and is a predicted model, not a curated record.
UAAGUCAGAAAGCACUCAGAUUACCUCGGCACUCCGAGCUAGCAAGUUCUCUCUGCUAUAUUACUGUAAAAACUAAACACUUAGUUUUUUAUUUUUGUUAUCUUUUACGACAACUUGUCAUUGAGUAUUUUUCGACUUGUCGAAAACGGAGAUUGUGAUAAGAGUGACUAGUGAUAAUCAACACGUUUGAUUUUUAAAAUAUUUUUUUGAACUCUAAUUAAACUGUCAAUUAAUUAUUCAAAAAUGACACCACACACUACCGCUUACGCUGUUGCCGGUGGUAUGGAGUACGAAGAGCCGGUAUCAAGAACUUAUCAGUACCGCAAAGUGAUGAAGCCAAUGCUGGAGAGAAAGCGACGGGCAAGAAUCAAUCGCUGCCUCGACGAACUCAAGGAUCUGAUGGUGAACGCGCUCCAAGCUGAGGGUGAAAAUGUCGCGAAACUUGAGAAAGCCGACAUUCUUGAGCUGACAGUUCGUCAUCUUCAUACACUGAGAGCCGCCAAGAGAUUGACACUGACACCUGAAAACACUUACGCUGAUAAAUUUCGCGAGGGAUUUACCCAAUGUGCACAAGAAGUAUCAACAUUUUUGCAAACAACAGUGACCAGUGUACACCCAGUGGCUGGUGCUCAGCUGAUACGUCAUCUCGGUGGUUGUCUUCGUCGAUUGGAGGGACCUGUCAAUCCCAACGUCGUUCAUCAUCAACCAUCUUCAGCAACUCUACCAUCAUCUCAACAACAUCCUGCUGCUGUUCCUGCAAACACAACAACUGUCAUCACCAAGGUACCACAGAACGUCUACACUCCACCUCAGAGUCCAAUGAGCGUGGCCAGUUCCUCCGGUGAUUCAAGUGAGUCUACAUCUGUCUGGCGUCCUUGGUGAAAAUCUAAUUAUCAUUCACUGAGCUAAUACCAAGGAUCGAUUGCGACUGGAUACGUCGCUGGUACCUAUAAGGCUGAUGGGCUAAGCUGGAUAAGCUAACUGCAACCCCCGGAUUCAACUGCUGCUGAUCCGGAUCAAGGAGAUAUAGAAAAAAUUAUCUAGAUUUAAAAAAAAAAAUAUUAUUUUUAAUUAUUAAGCGACAAAUCAACGUCUUCCAAUUCUGUUAUUAAUUAUUUCUCUAAAUCGUGAUUUUUCAUUUUAUCAUUAAUUUAUAAAAUUUUUUUUGUCAUUUAACUUUUCAUUUAAUUUGACUAUUAAUUAUCAUUUUUAAAAUACUAUAAUAUUGUAUGGGUGAUGAGCUUUAAGUAAUGUCUGUGAUAGGGUUUUUUGUACCUGAGAUAACUAUUUUCUCAUAUAAAAUAAUUAUUAAAUAUAUAGAAGUUAACUUGUUAUGUUUAAGAAGCUUUUUAGCCUUACCACAUUUAUAUGUUAAUUUG